Messenger RNA from Melampsora larici-populina 98AG31, 591 nucleotides. RefSeq lists its product as uncharacterized. Lineage: Eukaryota; Fungi; Basidiomycota; Pucciniomycetes; Pucciniales; Melampsoraceae. The record is from RefSeq and is a predicted model, not a curated record. The transcript has a single exon. Bases 1 to 591 code for a protein of 196 amino acids.
AUGCUUCGAUUAUCAGUCUUCCUUUUCGCUCUGUUCUUCCUUGUGACAAUCUCAAAAGUCGCUACCUUACCAACCCCUCAACCCUCAUCGUACCUAGAAAAAAGACAACCCAACCCACAAGACUCGGCACAAUUUGUUGAUGUAUCAAAUGUUGUAGCACCUGCAACAUUAGAAGAGGCAUAUGCAAUCUUAGGCUUAGGUAAACCACCAAUGACACAAGAAGAGGCAUAUCGGAAUAGUGUCAAUAGUUUACCUGAAUCUUCUAACUGGGCACAAACUGUUGAUGUAUCAAAUGUUGGACCACCUUCAACAUUAGAAGAGGAAUAUCAAGGUCUAGGUACACCACCAAUGACACAAGAAGAGGCAUAUCUGAAUAGUGUCAAUAGCUUACCUGAAUCCUCUAACUGGGCACAAACUGUUGAUGUAUCAAAUGUUGGACCACCUGCAACAUCAGAAGAGGAAUAUCAAGGUCUAGAUACACCACCAAUGACACAAGAAGAGGCAUAUCGGAAUAGUGUCAAUAGCUUACCUGAAUCAUCCAACUGGGCACAAGUUGUUGAUGUAUCGAAUGUUGUACCUCCCACUCCAUGA